Pteronotus mesoamericanus is the source of this 1278-nucleotide messenger RNA. It is a transcript of the gene SPATA2L, whose product is annotated as spermatogenesis associated 2 like. NCBI's taxonomy places the organism in Eukaryota, Metazoa, Chordata, Mammalia, Chiroptera, Mormoopidae. The record is from RefSeq and is a predicted model, not a curated record. Gene Ontology annotation, cellular component: cytoplasm. The coding region runs from base 16 to 1278 and encodes 420 amino acids. The transcript is spliced from 2 exons.
UGCCCCGCCUCCAGGAUGGGCAGCCGCUCGCUGUCGGAGGACUACCGCCUGUGCCUGGAGCGCGAGCUGCGGCGCGGGCGCGCGGGCGUGUGCGGGGACCCGUCGCUGCGCGCGGUGCUCUGGCAGAUCCUGGUGGAAGACUUCGACCUGCACGGCGCGCUGCAGGACGACGCGCUGGCGCUGCUCACCGACGGCCUGUGGGGCCGCGCCGACCUGGCCCCCGCGCUGCGCGGCCUGGCCCGCGCCUUCGAGCUCCUGGAGCUGGCCGCCGUGCACCUCUACCUGUUGCCCUGGAGGAAGGAGUUCACCACCAUCAAGACGUUCUCAGGGGGCUACGUGCACGUGCUGAGGGGCGCGCUGUCCGAGGACCUCCUCGUCCAGAGCUUCCAGAAGAUGGGCUACGUGCCUGGGGACAACCACUGCCUCAUGGUGACCGCCCCGCCCCCUGCCUGUCAGCUGGUGCAGGUGGCCCUGGGCUGCUUCGCCCUGCGGCUGGAGUGUGAGAUCCUGGGCGAGGUGCUGGACCAGCUGGGCACCAGCGUGCUGCCGGCCGAGGCGCUGCUGCAGGCGCGGCGGGCCAGCGUGGACGUGGCCUCCUGCGUGGCGUGGCUGCAGCAGAGGCUGGCCCGGGAAGAAGAGCCGCCGCCCCUGCCCCCCCGGGGCUCCCCGGCGAGGUUCCGGGCCCAGCUGGACCUGUACCGGGACCUGCAGGAGGACGAGAGCUCGGAGGAGGCCAGCCUGCACGGAGGGUCCUCGCCAGGCCCCAGCUCACCCUCCCCAGAGCCGGCCUACCGGCCGCUGCCCUGGGAGCAGAGCGCCAGACUGUGGGGCGCGGGCGGCGAGGCCUGGGGGCCGCUGGAGGAGGCCGCGGGGCCGCAGCGGGCCAGCAGCCCGCCCUACGGGGCCUUGGAGGAGGGAGAGCUGGGGCCUGAGGCCUUCUCGUUCCUGUCGCUGCGUCAAGGGUUGCUGAGCCAGCCCGGGGACCCGGCUGUCCCCCCAGGCCCCAGCAGCCCCAGGCGGGCCGGCCCCCAGCGCGUGCCCGGGCCCGUCCCCACAUCCCCAGGCUACCAGGCACACGGCUGCCUGGCCCCUGGCGUCCUGCCCACCUGCUGCUGCCACACAUGCCGCCAGCUGCACGCCGCCCACUGCGCGGCCCUGCCUGCCUGCCGCCGGGGCCACGAGCUGCGUGCGCUGCUGGGCAGCACCCAGCAGCGCCUGUGGCUGCAGCGGGCAGAAGUGGACACCCUGCUGUGCGAGGGCCCUGGGGCCCGGCCGUAG